Suillus bovinus is the source of this 900-nucleotide messenger RNA. RefSeq lists its product as uncharacterized. The transcript has 12 exons. Bases 1 to 900 code for a protein of 299 amino acids. The record is from RefSeq and is a predicted model, not a curated record. Lineage: Eukaryota; Fungi; Basidiomycota; Agaricomycetes; Boletales; Suillaceae.
AUGUCGAAGUGGAUGUCUCAGUCUAAUCUUGGCUGCCGCCGUUUCGCAGUUGCUUCCUUUGUUGGGGUUAUGUAUGAUUGGGCACUUACAUUCGGACAAGAGGUUGAAUUGAUCUGGAGACAACAUUGGUCUCUUAUGACAGUGAUGUAUCUCAGUGCGCGCUACCUUGGGAUCUUAUCCACUGCCCUGUACAUGCUGAUCAGUGUUCCGACCAUCUCGCUAACAGAUGCAAGUUGGACGACUACUUUGUUAUUUGCGAUGUUGUGGGUCAUCAUGAUCGUUCGGUUAUAUGCCAUGUAUCAACGAUCCAGAAAUAUCCUGAUAUUUCUUGUUGUCUCCUUCCUGGGUGUCGUCAUUUUCGACGGAAUGGCCGCCAUACUGUUAACGGUACAUGGUUCAGGGGAGGAACUCGUUUUCUCCGGCACUUAUCAGUGCCUGAUUAGCUCUGGGGAAGAUAUCCUAAUACUUCUAGAUUCCAUUACUUGGAUGCUCUCCAUUGUGUGGGAGGUCCUUGCGCUGUGUCUCGCAGUUUGGAUUGCGGUUAAACACUGCCGUGAACUGCGACAACAUUCGGCAAGAGGGAUUAUCGGGGACUGUUUCACAGUGUUGAUGAAAACUCAUGUGGUUUACUUUGUGAGUUUCGUUGCUGUUUCUUGCUUGCAGCUCAUUACCAAUUUCUCUCCGAUAAUCUUAGCGGACCAAAAUUCCCUAGCGACUCAGACUUUUGAUGGCUUGAUUCAGAUUUUGACAGUCGUGCAGUCGUUUGUGCUGGGACCACGCCUGAUCCUUGGCGUCCGAGAGUAUCACGCUAAGCUUGUGGCUGACUCCGACGAAGCAUCUGCUAUGACCUCAAUCGCUUUCCAGGAGCGCGUGAAUAUACCCACUGGCAGUGGUGUAUAA